Rubroshorea leprosula is the source of this 1618-nucleotide messenger RNA. The record is from the annotation of a GenBank genome assembly. NCBI's taxonomy places the organism in Eukaryota, Viridiplantae, Streptophyta, Magnoliopsida, Malvales, Dipterocarpaceae.
AUACGGAAAGUCGGAAACCAAGCUGCAGCUUCUGUGUUCUCUUCCUUUUUUCUUCAAUGGAGUUCCUCUCUUUCAUUUUUCUUCUUCCUCUGUUCUGUUCCUUCUACUUGAUAUGGAAAUGGGUCGCUGCGAAGAGAGACAAAGAAUGUUUCAUUUUAGACUAUCAAUGUUACAAGCCCACAGACGACCGAAUGGUCGGAACGGAGUUCGGCGGCGAGUUAAUAAAGAGGAACAAGAACCUCGGACUCAACGAGUACAAGUUCCUUCUAAAAGCCAUUGUCAGCUCCGGCAUUGGGGAACAAACCUACGCGCCGAGGAUCGUUUUUUCCGGCAGGGAAGAGAGUCCGACAUUGGCCGACAGUAUAUCGGAGAUGGAGGAGUUCUUCUUUGACAGCGUCGAGAAGCUUCUAGCCCGGUCUGGAUUUUCCCCUCAGGAAAUCGAUCUCCUCGUCGUGAACGUUUCGAUGCUUUCCUCUGUUCCGUCUCUGGUUUCGACGAUUAUAAAUCGCUACAAAUUGAAGGAUAAUAUCAAGGUUUUUAACCUCACCGGAAUGGGUUGCAGCGCCAGCCUGAUUUCUCUUGACGUUGUGCGAAGCGUUUUUAAAUCGUACAGAAACGUGAAUGCUCUGUUGGUGACGUCGGAGUCUCUUAGUCAGAAUUGGUACACCGGAAAUGAUAAAUCGAUGAUACUGGCCAACUGUUUGUUCCGUUCCGGUGGCUGCGUUAUCCUGCUGACCAACAAUCGUACAUUGAAGCACCGGGCGAUGUUCAAACUGAAAUGCCUGGUGCGAACCCACCACGGUGCUCGAGACGAGUCGUACGGAUGCUGUACCCAGAAGGAAGACGAGCAGGGGAGGAUGGGUUUCUUUUUGGGGAAAAACCUCCCCAAGGCGGCAACCCGGGCGUUCGUGGACAACCUCCGCGAAAUUUCCCCCAAAAUCUUACCCGUACGGGAGCUGCUUCGAUUCUCGGUGGUUACCCUCUUCCGGAAAUAUAGCCGCCGUUGUGGAUCCACCACCAAAGGAGCUCCCACCAAAUCUGUGAUUAACUUCAGAACAGGGGUGGAUCAUUUCUGCAUCCACACUGGCGGGAAGGCCGUGAUCGAUGGAAUCGGAAUGAGUCUGGAUCUCACUGAACAGGACUUAGAACCGGCGAGGAUGACCCUUCACCGAUUCGGAAAUACCUCAGCGAGUAGCCUCUGGUACGUUCUGACGUACAUGGAGGCGAAAAAGAGGCUGAAGAAGGGAGACAGGAUUUUCAUGAUAAGCUUCGGGGCCGGUUUCAAGUGCAACAGCUGUUUUUGGGAGGUGACGAGGGAUUUGACGGUACCCGGCGAGGGGAAUGUCUGGAACGACUGCAUUGAUAGCUACCCACCAAAUUCUCUGGCCAACCCAUUCAUGGAGAAAUAUGGAUGGAUUCAGAAUGAAGAUGAAAGCACAUCCAAACUUCCUUUGUAAAAUUAAAGGUAAAAUUAGAAGAAGAAAAAAAAAAUACUGAGAUGUUUGAAUUAAUUCGUCAUUUGUUUCUGUUAUUUGAUGAUUAUUAAUUAUUUAUAUAAGUUUCUGAUUAUUGUUAAAUCCCAUGGUGGAUUUACAAUCAAUAAGGAUGAAAAUUUCCC